Messenger RNA from Labrus bergylta (ballan wrasse), 1938 nucleotides. It is a transcript of the gene fibinb, whose product is annotated as fin bud initiation factor b. NCBI's taxonomy places the organism in Eukaryota, Metazoa, Chordata, Actinopteri, Labriformes, Labridae. The record is from RefSeq and is a predicted model, not a curated record.
GGUAUUAUUAACCAAAAACCCAGAGCGCGGCACUUGAGACAUCCAGAUGUUGCGUUUGAGGCACCAAGUGAAGUCGGGUGAAGGCUACAACCGUUUUCCACGCUGAAACAAACUUUCAUACAUCACUUUCCUGCUCUUCGACAGUGAUGGGAGCUGGCAGGCUCGAUUAAAGGAAGACAAGUGAGGCUGUUAAAGACAUUUUUCAAGCCUUGUUUUUUUUAUCACCCGGGUGGAUAAAGUGCGUCUGUUUAAUAUCGGGAGUAUUGAGGAGAAGUAAAAGCUACAAAGCCUGAACUAACUGCGCAGUUUGGACGUCAAAACCUGACUGACAUGGUUGUGUUUCUACGCCGGGUUGGAAUUAAAUAGUUCUCCAGGUUGACACUUUUUGAUACAGACUUCUGUGAUAUUUCUUAUUUCUUGGCGCAUCAUGGCUUUUAUUCACUUGCUCCUGUGCGCCGGGAUGUUAUCACUGCCGAUGUGUGGAGCGUUUUUCAACGGACCAUUACAACCGGAGAUGUCCAAUGGCACUUUUCAUCAUUAUUUCGUGCCGGACGGCGACUACGAGGAAAACGACGACCCGGAGAAGUGCCAAAUGCUUUUUAAAAUGACCGAUGAAAGAAAGUGCGGACUCCCUGAGGACCAGGACGCUGUCAUACGGGAUGAUUUCACUAUCAUCAAGAGGCAGAUUGAGGACUCGGCCAGGGUGCUGGAGGGCAUCGGGAAAAGCAUCUCGUACGACCUGGACGGAGAGGACAGCUACGGGAAAUAUCUGCGGAGGGAGACGGCGCAGAUAAGUGAGGCGUUUACAAACUCGGAGAAGUCUCUGCUGGAGCUCGAGGUGAAAUUCAAGCAGAGCCAGGAGAGUGAGCUGAAAGAGGAGCACCGGCUCAACGACGACUUUCUCAACAUGAUAGUGCACACGCGGGACGUCCUGAAAGACACCUUGGACAUUUCUCUGGGACUCAAGGACAAGCACGAGCUCCUGUCUUUGAUCAUCCGCAGCCACGGCACGAGACUGAGUAGACUGAAGAACGAAUACAUGAAAUACUGAAUGAGAAUCGGACCCUGAACGUCUCAUUAUAGUAUUUUUUAUUACCUUUUUUUUUUUUUUUACUUACAUAUGAUGGAGUGUGACCAUGAGGCAGAGGCAGGUGUGAAGAAUGAUAGCAAUCAUAUCAGGGAUUUAAAAAAACAAAAAAAACAAAGCUUAACCUUGCACCUAAAGUACAAAGACAAUCAUAUUUCCUCCUUUAACUCCAGAGCAGCAACUUAAGGUUCUGGACCCAUCCAGUGGGUCCAAAUAUUAGAUCUGGGGUCACAAGAUAGGACAGAAUUUAUUAUUUUCCAGCAAUUUUUUUUCUCUCGCUUUUCUGUCUCACUCUCACCUUUGCUUUUUUUCUCAUCCAGGAAACUUGCAGGUCACACAAAACAUUGAAAAUCACAGCUGUAGAGAUAAUGUUGUGUUUGGCUGUAUUAUCUUUGACCUAUAGGCCAAUUAGAUGACAAAACUGCAAUUUUUCCAAUGUAAACAUGGUGCCAAUACUUCCUAUUGAUAACUUGCUUUUAUGGUCAUAUAAGGGCGCCAUGUGUCAAGAAAAUUUAAUUAAACAUAAGAAAAAGUAAAACGGCACCAUUUACGUCCAUUGCUGUCUUUGCAUAUAUAUCGUAGAUAGGUUACGUAAUACCCUCGAAAUAUAAAAAGAUGACUAUGCUGAAUUCUUAUAGUAAAUUACUUUAUCAAGGUCUUUUUUUUACACUAAUCUUACUCCAAAAAUCUGGCUCUUUAUUUAAUAUUACACAUUUUGAACAUCCUCUCUUAUAGCAUCUGCAGUUUUCUACGACCACAUGAUGAUGAAAUAUCUGGAGAAAAAAAAAAACAUGGAGAUAUUGUAAAUGGAUAAAAGAACCAGAGAGGAAUGCAGACUUUAUUUCUGAAAA